AUGUACCAACAAAUUCAAACUUCCUCCUCCUACCCAGCCACAGCCUCUCCUAAUGUAGUCAGUCUUUAAGCCAUUUUGAAUGUCAUUAAAUGCUUAUCAUUUCUUGUUUGUAGAUUUGUAAUGGUGACGAAAUCGGGCCCUGCUGUAAACCUAAAAAUAACCGAAAACAAUGGCCUAACGUAUUGCCGAACGUAUUCAGUUGAUUUGACCUUGGCUAUCAAAUGCCUUUUCCCCUACUACCCUUUUGAAGCUUUGGAAUGGACGACGAGAAGCAGAUUUGGUUCGUUAUUACUAUUUUGUUUACUCACAUGGUGCAAUAGUCUUGCAAAAUAAAUGUUAAAUUAAUACUACCUGAGAUAAAUAGCUGAAUCUCCCGCUAUCGAUCAAGCAAGAUGUGAAAGUUGAACAGAUUUAGAGUCACGGUUACGGCGAUCAGCAAGCGAGUCAGAUUCAAGUGGACAAUUUCUCAAAGCAGGAAAUGAGUAAAUAAAAGCUGUGAAAAAUAAUUCUUAUGGAUAAGUCUGAUUUGAACAUUUUUGGUCACAUGAUACAAAUUGAUGUUCGCCUUUUGCUGUUAACGUGAUUCUAAAUCACUCGAUUAGCAUCAUAUGAUAGCUUCAAUUUAUUCCAAGAACAAAAAGAGAACAACAAACUUACAAAUAACGGAAAAGUAAACAUUUCCCAGUGACCGAAGUAGCUUCAAUCGUAAGAGCUUGUUACUGACACUUGUGAAGACUUAAAGAUAUCUUUAAAAGAAUGAAGGGCAACUAUAAGUAAAACUUACUAUUUUCUUUAAAAAAAGAACAUCGCGGGAAACCAUGUAUCGACAGUCUUAACCUUAUUCAGACAGCAGGGUCUUUUGGAACUCCCCCAACCGCCCCGAGCCAAAAAUUUGAAUAACUUGAAAACCGUUUAAGCUAUGUCCACCAAAAUUAGCGCCUUUUUUUAAUUAUCUAGAAACAUUUUAAAGUCGUCAUGACGUGUACGUCAACUUGACUUUGCCAUUCCCCCGCGAAAUGACGUCCGAGAAAUGAGCGCAGAAAUUCCAUGCUCACUACCCAGAUCUGGGUAGUGCUUCUGAUUGGUCGUGCCGCGUGGAAAAUUUGCUUCAACUAAUCAGAAGCACUACCCAGAUCUGAGUAGUGACAAGUCAUCAAUUUCUGCGUUCAUUUCUCAGACGUCAUUUCGCGGGGAAACCAGUUGUGGCAGGCAUGUCAUAAAACAUGGACUGGACUGGAUUGGUAAAACAUGGACGGGAGUAAUAAAACAUGGAUUAAUAAAACGGGGAGUGAUAAAACAUAGAUUAACAAGACGCUUUUAUUGGAGAGUAAACUUCGGCGUCGUGGUUGUGGAUUGAUUAAGAAUGCGGAGGUAUAGUAAGAAAUGAUAUUUUUCCAGAUACCCUUCCAUAAAAAUACCCUUACUUUUCUCCUUUUGUGUAACAGAUGUCUUAACUUCUUCACAGGAAGUCUGCUACGCAGGUACAUGACCGUGGGUGUAACCCAAUUCGAUUAUAAUUUCUGUCAUAAAUAGAUUGAUCUCAAUUCCACUUCUUGUAUUUCCUCUACAACAACACUUUCCUUAAUGUACAGUUAACUUCACACUUUCUCCAGCAACGUAACUAAAUUAAAUCAGUACACUCCCCUAAAAAACUUGCUGAAAAUGCACAACUUCAGGAUAAUUCAUGAACAACAUCGCAAUAUAAAGUAGAAAUACGUAUCUCGCAAUAACCCUCGCGAAAUUCGGUUCUUUAGUAACCGUACUCAAGUUAAGCCCUGUCGGGCGGGGCAAGAAACUGGAUGGGUGACCCACGAGCCGUUAGGCGAGUGAAAUUUGAGACAAUUUUGAUAUAUCACGAGUGGUAUUUAUGCAGAAUGUCACGUACAAAUCAUGCUAUUAUUUGUUUAUACUACUACCCACAAAUGGUUUGUAAUUUUCACAUGUGGCUAUUUCAAAUUAAGCUGAAAUACCACUGCUCUAAGCCAAUCAAAUUGCAGAAAUUUCUCAUGUAGUAGUAUAAUAGGGGAAAUACAGAAAGUGGAACUGAGAUUUCGUCGUGCGCAAUUUACAGCCACGGUCAUGCACCUAGCAGUCUGUUACACAAAAGGAGAAAAGUAAGGGUAUUUUUAAGGAAGGGUAUAUCCAGAAAAACAUCAUUUCUUACUAUUCCUCCGCAUUCUCAAUUAAUCCACAACCACGACGCCGAAGUGUACCGUCCCUAAAAGCGUCUUUUUAAUCUAUGUUUUAUCACUGCAUGUUUUAUUAAUCCAUGUUCUUUCAAUCUCGUCCAUGUUUUCCCAACCAGUCCAGUCCAUGUUUUAUCACAUGCCGUCGUGGCAUCGUGAAAUGUCGGCUGUUUUCUCAGGCUAUUUUAAUAUAUUGUAGAAUUACACUCAAUUUAGCCGCAUGUUAUCAAAUUUUUUAUAAUGUUAUGUAAUCCAGGCUUUUUAAAGACUGAUUGGGGAAAAAAAUCUAAAAUGACCGUAUGACACUGAGAUGUUGGGUUCCUGAAUUUCUAUUAGUGUUUAUAUCUUACGGAAUUUCACCGCUUGCCGAUUCAGUACACAGGUCAAGUUUUCAACUACGACUGCCUCGAUUUAUACGGGUUUUAAGUAAAAUGGAACACCUGUUCAAAUUAGUUCAAAAUGGCAGAUCAAAGAUGGCGCAUGGUUUUGGACCCUUAUUUAUUAACAAAUGACGUCAUUAUGACAUCACUGCUAUUUUUGACGAUCAUUUACGGAUGAGUCACAUUAUAUAUUUCCAUUCACACCAGACCACACCAAUUUUAAUUGCAAAAUUUCAAAAUUUAAUUGCAAAAUCUAAAUUUAACAAUCUGACGUCAUAAUGACGUCAUAACACGCCAUUGUGUCAGUUAAGUUUUGCCAAAAUGUUGGAAAUAAUGAGUACAUUACUCUGUUAAAAUUUUGGUGGCCGUAUCAUGAGCGUUUUCAAGUUAUAGAGGGGGCUCCAGGAGCACCCCCUGGUCGCAGCAAGCAAACAAAAAGCCCGGUCUGAUUAGGUUUGAUAUCAGGGCACUUGUCAGGACCCUCAAAUCUGCCGACUCGGGUUAAAGGUGGCAAAGAGAACAACACUUAUCAUCUUUCUUUUAUAUUUGAAUGACUUUCAGGUUGGCCCAGUCUGGAGCCCAUUCAAGAUUUUAUUGCGAGUGGGUUUCACCUUGUUGCCAAAGCAGCCAGCAGUUACGAAACAGCCAACGGAUCUAGCUGGCGUUUGUCCUUCUCGGAAGUUGAAAAGAAGCUCUUCAAGUGGUCUGCGAAUGCAUAUUCUUGCCUUAAUGAGGUUUUGCGAAGAUUGAAGACUAUAAUAAAAGCUAAUAACUGGUAUCCAUUAACUUCUUACCACAUGAAAACAAUAUUGUUCUAUGAGUGUGAGGCCAAGCCACAUCCAUUCUUAUGGGGCUUUGAUCAGUUGAGCUACAGAUUGAUUGAUUGUUUGUUGAGGUUAAAACAAAGCUUAAUAACGGGAUUUUGCCCAAAUUAUUUCAUGAGAAUCAUCAAUCAAUUUGAGUCUUUUCCACCGCAUGAACGAUAUCGGUUAACUGCAGAGGUGCAUCAG
This is a messenger RNA of Porites lobata, 3576 nucleotides long. The record is from the annotation of a GenBank genome assembly. NCBI's taxonomy places the organism in Eukaryota, Metazoa, Cnidaria, Anthozoa, Scleractinia, Poritidae.